Pocillopora meandrina is the source of this 837-nucleotide messenger RNA. The record is from the annotation of a GenBank genome assembly. Lineage: Eukaryota; Metazoa; Cnidaria; Anthozoa; Scleractinia; Pocilloporidae.
AUGGAAACGUGGUUUUGGGUUCUCGGCUGGUUCCUUUGCAUCUUCACGAUGGUUGGAAAUGGAUUUGUCAUCUUCCUCGUCUGUAGUAAGCGUCAGCUUCGCACUAAGACCAACACAUUCAUCGUGUCUCUAGCAGUGGCUGAUUUUUGUGCCGGGAUGAUUGCUGUUCCGUCGCCAUUUCUGUGCAAAAUGGAAAAUAUGUGCAUCUCCGACGAAAAAUUAAUAUUACUUAUAAUAAGUCUGAGGGUGUUCUUCAUUUACGCUUCUGGAACAAACUUGUUUAUUUUAGUAUUAGAACGCUAUGUCGCCGUCGUGAAACCUUUGGAAUACUUGACUUUUAUGAAGCGCCGCCGAGUUAUUUAAAUGGUUCCUACAUCUUGGGGAAUUCCUUUUCUUUUUUCUUUGACUGUAUCGUCGCGAUCGAUUGGGUUCAAUUCAACUUAUCGCAUCAGGAAUAUCGCAGGCUAUUUUUAUUUGGUUAUCGAGGUGAUAUUGUGCAUAAUUUUAACAUUUUGUCUUGCAUCCAUGUUUCGUGUUCUUUACAAGCAGAACUCUAGAGAUCGCACUUUAACUAUGCAGUUGCAGUUUAAUCAACGGGUCACUAGAGUUAAAACUCGGAAUACGUCAGCAGUAAAAUGGGUGGCAUUGGUAACGUGUGUGUUUCUAUUGUGUUACGGAAUACUAAUGCGUUGUAGUUUUUUAGUUUUAACUGGUCAUAAGUGUACUGACGAUCUUCAUUACAAAUUACCUGUACAAGUUAUUAACUCUGGAUUAAAUCCUAUAGCUUACGCUCCGUUCAAAAGAGAUAUAAAGCAAGAAUGUAAAAGGUAUCUUUUC